Molecule: messenger RNA, 3875 nt
Organism: Egretta garzetta (little egret)
Lineage: Eukaryota; Metazoa; Chordata; Aves; Pelecaniformes; Ardeidae
Gene: ZFAND5
Product: zinc finger AN1-type containing 5
Exons: 5
Coding region: 593-1279 (228 amino acids)
Molecular function (GO): zinc ion binding; DNA binding
Source: RefSeq, a predicted model, not a curated record
AGUAUCGGGUUUCACACACAAUUUAAGCCGUGUUCAUGGCUCUGUUUUGGAAACUCCUUCUAAAGAUAGGAAUAACAGACUUUAAAUGGCUGCUGACAGUACUUCAGGGAUUUUUUUUAUUGCUCUGUUUGACAAAUGUAUUGUGAGAGUAGGAACUGCUGAUAGUGGAAUUAGCAUCAAAAUGAUGCAAGAUCAACAUUACUGAAAAAGUGGGGCUCUCCUGCUGGAGUCACAAGCCAUGUUAUUUACCAGAACUCUUUAGUAGAUAUGAACUUCAUCUUGCUUAUUCUGCAUAUCCCUGUUAGUGCUCAGAGGUUGGUAAUAAAGGGCUUUUUUGGCUGUCAGGCUGAAUUUGGUCAUAACCUGCGCUUGCGGCUCAGUGCCCAACAAGUGCAUUAUUUCUCAGUAUUAGUAUGAUGACACUUUUGCUUCUCUCAAAGGUUCAUAACGACAUUACUUAGCAAUACAAUUGCAGUAUUGAAUGGUAUAUUAACAUCCAUAUAACCCUCUUUAAGAAUGCUGAUAUCACUUUUGGGGGGCAGGGUGAGCAGACAUACUUUAAUUCUAUAACCCUGUAAUUGAUUUUGGUGACAUGCCAGCUCCUAAUGCAGUUCCUGGUUUUAUUUACAGCAUCGAGAUGACUCAGGAGACAAACCAGACCCCAGGGCCCAUGCUGUGUAGUACAGGAUGUGGAUUUUAUGGAAAUCCUAGGACAAAUGGGAUGUGUUCUGUUUGCUACAAAGAGCAUCUUCAGCGACAGCAGAAUAGUGGUAGAAUCAGCCCAAUGGGUAAAGGAACAGCCAGUGGUUCAAACAGUCCUACCUCAGACUCUGCAUCUGUACAGAGAGCAGACACUAGCUUAAACAACUGUGAAGGUGCUGCUGGCAGCACAUCUGAAAAAUCAAGAAAUGUGCCUGUUGCCUCUUUGCCUGUAACGCAGCAAAUGACAGAAAUGAGCAUUUCAAGAGAGGAAAAAGUAACACCGAAAACAGAGACUGAGCCAGUUGUUACUCAACCAAGCCCAUCAGUUUCUCAGCCUAGUACUUCACAGAGUGAAGAGAGAGCUCCUGAACUGCCCAAACCAAAGAAGAACAGAUGUUUCAUGUGCAGAAAGAAGGUCGGCCUUACAGGAUUUGACUGCCGAUGUGGAAACUUAUUUUGUGGACUUCACCGUUACUCUGACAAGCAUAACUGCCCAUACGAUUACAAAGCAGAAGCUGCAGCAAAAAUCAGGAAAGAGAAUCCAGUUGUGGUGGCUGAAAAAAUCCAGAGAAUAUAAAUUAACCUGUCUGUGAAAAGACUGACUGACUCUUGUUUUGUUUUUAAUAUAUCCUAGGAAAACAGGAAAGAGCAGGUGCAUGGCCAUUUUCCUUUGUUCUCCAAAGUUUUACUUUUAGUCUUGUCUGUCUUAAUGAUAUUUCAGAAUGUUUGGGUGUUUGUUACAGGCAGAAUUGGAUAGAUACAGCCCUUGAAAAUAUAUAUGCCCUCCCCAGAAUAUAAUUGGAUGAUCAGAAACCUGCACAGGAAUACAGAUGCACAGAGGACACUCUCUCUCGUUCACAUGUGCCAAACAGAUGUAUGCUAUCUGCAUGUUUGCAGCAGAUCUGCCUUUUGAGGUGUGUUUGAGGUAUAUAAACUUCAGCUAGUGUUAUGUGCCUGUUUUGGAGAAGGAUACAUCAAAAAGUUGGCAGUCUACUUCCAUCAUGUAAAAUCUCAUUCUAAUUUUCGUUUCCACACUCCAUUGUUUUCCAGCACAAUGUAAGCUAUGUGGAGGGGUCCACCAUCCCAGUAAGAUGAGCGUUGGUGCCAUAUUUAAGAAAGUCACUUAUCAAUUGUCCUGAGAAAAAUGGAAAAAAAAAAAAACCCAGAUAUGUAUGUGAAGAAAACUGUUUUGGAAAAGAUUACAUUAACUUCAGAAUCAUGAAAAUAGGUUCCCAAAGGAAACCUUAUCUGAGCAACCUGAUCUAGUUAGUGGUGUCCCUGCUCACUGCAGGGGGGUUGGACUAGAUGAUCUCUAGGGGUCCCUUCCAACCCAAAACAUUCUAUGAUUACACAAAAUGUCCUGCUAGGAACUUACAAACUGGCCUGCAACAGAGUUGUGUGCUUUUCCUUGCAUAGCUAAAAAUGUUUUGUAGCACAAUAUUGUAAGAUUGGUUUACAAAAAAAAAAGUUACAGAAGUUUUUAGACAUACCACAGCAGCUCUAUCAAGCAACACGUCUGAGUAAGUUGCUGAAGUACUAGAGCAGUUUGUUAUUCAUAUACUACUUACGUUCUGUGUGUUCUGAGUUCAAAAGAAUAUUAGGAGUUAAUUUUUUCUAGAUUUAAAUGUAACAGUUGCACCGUUCUGCAUGGAAAACCAUACCCAACAUGGCUGCUGUAGACUUAAGUGGUAGCUGGAACCACUCUUGGAGGGCUGCUUUAUCAUUUUUAAUUGUACUUGGGUGUAGGACUGUAGUGUUCUUGGGUGUAUUGCAUGGGCUGCAUUAUCUACAGCAUUGUACAAUAACAACUCUAGAAAAGGCAGUAUACUUCACUGAUGCUUGUCUGGUAAUAUCACUUCUGUGUUAUAAUGGAAGGGUUUUUUUGUGAUGUAUGAAACUUGUGUUUUUUAUAUAAACAAGUACAGUUUAGACUAGUGUUGUGGUAAUGCCUGUUCUCAUCUGUAAAUAGUUAUGUAUGUACACAAGGCACUACUCCUGAACUUCUGAUUUUUAUUGCAGUGUUCAGUCUUAGUUUUUACUCCACUAUUAAAAGCGUCAGGUUUUUGCUUCUAACUUUGUUCUUCUGAGUUAUUAGAUAUGCAAACAUGUACAGAUAGUUCAUAUUUAUGUAUUGCACAUAAUCAUGCUACCCAGCAUCUAUGCUAUAUUGUAUUAUGUAAAUAAUAAAAAUCAUGUACAGAAGGAAAUACUUCCUUUUGUGAUAGUUCAUUGGUUUUAGCUGACCUUGUAGAUGUCAAGGUGCAAAGUUAGUACUAAGUUCUUGUAGAUGUCGUCUUUAUGCUUAAGCAUGCCUCUGUCCUUAUGUCUUAUUUGGAUAUACGAACUUCUUUAAGGUAACUUGCGUCAGCAGCUGGAAUGCAGAUAAGUACUUGAUGGCCUGACCAAAAUGCCAGCAAACAAGAAUGUGCUUAAAGGGAACAAAGGAAAGCUUUUGCAAUGAACUUCAAAGGGUUUUUUUUUUUCUUUUGUCUACAAAACUUAUUUCCAAUGGAUCUGUUAUAAUAGAGCCAGUACACUGACUGCGCCACUCUGCCGCUUCACCGGCAGACCUGGGCAGAGUUAUUGUCAGGAUCAGCAUCCAAAUACAGGUGCUAAAUAUGUCAAAUUUAACCUUUCCAGCGAGAAGGAGAAGGACGGAGCACACAGCGCGUGUUGCCUUGGAGGAAGACAUCUUCACUGCUGGACAAUGGAUGAAAUUUGCUUAUAUCAGAAGUGGAUAAUGUGAAUCCCACCUGUCAGCUGAUACUCACGUCAUAAGUUACUACUACAGCCACUGUAUAUGCCUUCAGUAAGGGAACACAGGCAUGCUCUGGGACUCCAUUUUCCAGGAUUAAUCUUACGACUUAAUCAUGGAAAUCCUUUAAAGUACCAAAAUUACAAUUUUUCUACCUUUUGUCUUAAAGCAGAAUUCAGCUACUCCUCUGCAGCAUAAAAUGCUUUUUUUUUCUUUUUUUUUUUUUUUUUUUUUUGAACCUGAGAAUACCCUGUAACUGCAUAUUUGGGGAGAAUGUGUGUGGUUUCGAUACUGCCAUGGCUAGAGUGUUUUAGGACAGGUAGUAAUGCUGUUACUGGUAGUUAGUGAUUAUGAUGAUCUCGGUGUCACUGCUUUUUCAUCUGAACAAAGGGUGUAUUUGGGAAGACCUGUUGAAAUA